Molecule: messenger RNA, 1188 nt
Organism: Bufo bufo (common toad)
Lineage: Eukaryota; Metazoa; Chordata; Amphibia; Anura; Bufonidae
Gene: RTN4RL2
Product: reticulon 4 receptor like 2
Exons: 3
Coding region: 1-1188 (395 amino acids)
Cellular component (GO): plasma membrane
Molecular function (GO): protein binding
Source: RefSeq, a predicted model, not a curated record
AUGCGAAGAGACUGCAAGAUCCCCCUGCGAGGCUCCCUCCAGUACCUCCUUGGUUUUCUCCUCCUCCUUCCCCUUUCACAUUCUUACCCCUUUUCCCUUUCCCCCUGUCCUUCACUUUGUACGUGUUAUCCCUCACCCCCAACAGCCAGCUGCCAAUCACACAACCUAUCCCGUGUUCCCUCACCUCUGCCUAGUCAGGCACGAAGAGUUUUCCUACAAAACAACCAGAUCUCAGAUCUUGGCCCUGGGCUAUUUUCUCCCUUCACAUCUGUCCUUUGGCUUUUUUCAAAUCGCAUCUCUGUCUUGCGUCCUGGGACAUUCCAAGGUUUGGAGCACCUCGAGGAGCUAGACCUAGGCAAGAAUCCCAGUUUGCCACCUCUUCAGCCUGACACCUUCAGUGGCCUCAAUUCUUUGCUGUCCCUGCACCUGUAUCAGUGUAAUAUCCACAGGCUACCUGCAGAGCUGUUCCGAGGCCUCCACUCAUUGCGCUACCUCUACCUUCAACACAACCACCUGAUAGGCCUGCCGGAUGCCUUGUUCCGUGACCUGUCAAACCUCACACAGUUGUUUUUGUAUGGAAACCUGUUGCAGUCUCUCCCAGCCGGAACGUUUCUCGGUCUCUCAAGCCUGGAUCGGCUGUUGCUUCAUAGUAAUCGCCUUGUGACUAUCUCCCCUGCGGCUUUCAGUGGUUUGAGCAGCCUCACCAUACUCUUCCUCUUCAAUAACAGCCUACCAUCCCUCUCAGGAGAUUGUUUGCGUUCCCUACCUUCUCUGCAGUUUUUGCGUCUGAAUGGGAACCCAUGGCAUUGUGACUGUAGUUGCCGAUCACUGUGGGGUUGGUUUCGGUCCUCCCCGGGGAUCUCUAGCUCCCCAGUGACCUGCUCCUCCCCACCAGCUUUUCGAGGAAGAGACCUGCGCUCCCUUGAGGAGCGGGAUCUACGGUUUUGUAGCUCUCAUAACCCCAUCCCCACAGGAAAUCUGUCAGGAUUAUCCUUUCCACCGAAACCUUCCUCUUUCUAUAGAGGUCAACCUGGCCCAAGUCAGAAUGAGAUCAAGGAAUGGGAAGAUAGGAUAGAGGAGGUGGGAGAGGAUAUUGGUGACAGUUUGAAUGCUGGUGGAGGUAGAGGUGGUCUAAGCAUAAUGCUUCUGUUGGCUUUGCUCAUUUGGAAUGUGGAAAUGGACCUUUGA